Molecule: messenger RNA, 1367 nt
Organism: Lemur catta (Ring-tailed lemur)
Lineage: Eukaryota; Metazoa; Chordata; Mammalia; Primates; Lemuridae
Gene: CMKLR2
Product: chemerin chemokine-like receptor 2
Exons: 2
Coding region: 44-1111 (355 amino acids)
Biological process (GO): complement receptor mediated signaling pathway; phospholipase C-activating G protein-coupled receptor signaling pathway; positive regulation of cytosolic calcium ion concentration
Cellular component (GO): plasma membrane
Molecular function (GO): G protein-coupled receptor activity; complement receptor activity
Source: RefSeq, a predicted model, not a curated record
GGAAAACUGGCCUUGAUUUCCUCAUUCUCCAUUUAGCAAGGUCAUGGAAGAUCUAGAGGAAACAUUAUUUGAAGAAUUUGAGAACUAUUCCUAUGCCCUGGAAUAUUACUCUCUGGAGUCUGAUUUGGAGGAGAAAGGCCACCUGGGAGUUGUUCACUGGGUCUCUCUGGUGUUAUAUUGUUUAGCAUUUGUUCUGGGAAUUCCUGGAAAUGCUAUUGUCAUUUGGUUCACGGGAUUCAAGUGGAAGAAGACAGUGACGACUCUCUGGUUCCUCAAUCUGGCCAUUGCAGAUUUCAUUUUUGUUCUCUUCCUGCCCCUGUACAUCUCUUAUGUAGCCAUGAAUUUCCACUGGCCCUUUGGCAUCUGGUUGUGCAAGGCCAAUUCCUUCAUUGCCCAGUUGAACAUGUUUGCCAGUGUUUUUUUCCUGACGGUGAUCAGCCUGGACCGCUAUGUCCAUUUGAUCCAUCCUCUCUUGUCUCAUCGGCACCGAACCCUAAAGAACUCCCUAAUUGUUGUUAUAUUCAUCUGGCUUUUGGCUUCUCUAAUUGGUGGCCCUGCCCUAUACUUCCGGGACACUGCGGUGGUCAAUAACCACACUCUUUGCUAUAACAAUUUCCACGAGCAUGAUGCUGACCUCACUGUGAUAAGGCACCAUGCUCUGACCUGGGUGAAAUUUAUUGUUGGGUAUCUCUUCCCUUUGCUAACAAUGAGUAUUUGCUACCUGUGUCUCAUCUGCAAAGUGAAGAAGCGAAGAAUCCGGAUCUCCAGUAAGCAUUUCUGGACAGUCCUGGCUGUAGUUGUGGCCUUUUUGGUUUGCUGGACUCCUUAUCACCUGUUUAGCAUUUGGGAGCUCACCAUUCACCACAGCAGCCAUUUCCACCAGGUGCUGCAGGCUGGAAUCCCUCUCUCCACGGGCUUGGCAUUCCUCAACAGUUGCUUAAACCCCAUCCUUUAUGUCCUAAUUAGUAAAAAGUUCCAAGCUCGCUUCCGGGCCUCAGUUGCUGAGAUACUAAAGCAUACCCUGUGGGAAGUGAGUUGUUCUGGCACGGUGAGUGAGCAACUCAGAAACUCUGAAACCAAGAAUCUGUCUCUCCUGGAAACAGCCCAAUGAGUUAUUACUUUUCCAUUAAUCAGUAUGAGACUUUUGUGUGGGUCCUCUGACAGAUGCUUUCAGAUUAAAUUUGAUUCCAAGAUAUAGAGCUGAUCAUAUUUUUGUUGUUUUUGAUUUUAGUCGGUAUAUUGGCAUCACAUUUUGUAUGGAUAUAAGACGUAGGAAGGAUCAACAUAAUUUUUUUUCUGCAAUUUAAGUGAUCUGCAUCAUUCUUGCUAAUUAUACCAUGGUGGAUUAUUCACCAAUGUUGAAACAU